CUUCACGUUCGUCGAGUAAGAAAUCACAUUCCUGUUUCUCACUCGUGAUAAAUCAUACCUGACUUUGUUUAGAUCUUUAUCAUUUAAGAAUAUUUGUUUGUGGUUAGUCUGUAAGGCUAGUUUCAUUACACUUUCUUCAGUUUGGAGUCAUGCUGUGACUUUAUCCGCGUGUACGAUGGUCCGACUGCUCAGCAUUCACUUUUGGGCUCUGUGACUGGAAAUCAGACAGCUACCUUCAACUCCAGCAGCAGAUACAUGACCGUCAUUUUCUCCACUGACCGCAGCGUGACUCGACAAGGUUUUCAAGCAGAAUGGACUUUCAUAGGUGGAGUUCCAUGUGGUAGAGAUCUGACCCAGUCACGAGGGGAGUUUUUCAGCCCCAAUUAUCCCAAUGAUUAUCCUAAUGAUGUCCAUUGUGUAUGGAGGCUACAGAGUCCCAGCUGGCAGAUUGUUUCACUAAAUUUCACAUUUGUUAAAUUGGAAAUGGACUGGGAUUUCAUCACUGUGUAUGAUGGGCCAACUGAUCAGGGUCCACCUUUGGGCAUUGUGACUGGAAAUCAGGGAAAUUCAUUCAGUUCCAGCAGCAGAUACAUGACGGUUGUUUUCCACAGUGAUUCCUCAUGGACAGAAAAUGGCUUUCGAGCAGAAUGGCGUUUCUUAGAUGAAGCUCCAUGUGGUGGAAAUCUGACACAAUCACAAGGAGAAUUCUUCAGCCCCAACUUCCCACAUAAUUAUCCCAAUAAUGCUAAGUGCACAUGGAGGCUGCAGGGUCCUGAGCAGCAGGUGGUUUCAUUAACCUUCACAUUUGUUGAUUUGGAGUCAACCUGGGACUCAGUACAUGUGUACGAUGGUCCGACUAAUGAGGAUCCACAAUUGGGUGCUGUGACUGCAAAUCAAAUGAAGUCAUUCAACUCCAGCAGCAGAUACAUGACUGUCGUUUUCUCCACUGACCGCAGCGUGACUCAGCAAGGCUUUCGAGCAGAAUGGACUUUCAUAGGUGGAGCUCCAUGUGGUGGAACUCUGACUCAGUCACAAGGGGAAUUUUUCAGCCCCAAUUAUCCCAAUAAUUAUCCCAAUUACGCAAACUGCACAUGGAGCCUGCUGGCUGGAGAACUGCAGGUGGUUUCGUUAAACUUCAAGUUCGUCAAGUAA
This is a messenger RNA of Ictalurus furcatus (blue catfish), 1152 nucleotides long. RefSeq names its product deleted in malignant brain tumors 1 protein-like. The transcript is spliced from 6 exons. The record is from RefSeq and is a predicted model, not a curated record. NCBI's taxonomy places the organism in Eukaryota, Metazoa, Chordata, Actinopteri, Siluriformes, Ictaluridae. Bases 256 to 1152 code for a protein of 298 amino acids.